This is a messenger RNA of Bufo gargarizans (Asiatic toad), 11879 nucleotides long. It is a transcript of the gene WWC2, whose product is annotated as WW and C2 domain containing 2. Lineage: Eukaryota; Metazoa; Chordata; Amphibia; Anura; Bufonidae. The transcript has 23 exons. The record is from RefSeq and is a predicted model, not a curated record. The coding region runs from base 453 to 3941 and encodes 1162 amino acids. Gene Ontology annotation, molecular function: molecular adaptor activity; kinase binding. Gene Ontology annotation, biological process: cell migration; negative regulation of organ growth; regulation of hippo signaling. Gene Ontology annotation, cellular component: cytoplasm.
GGUGACCCUGGCAAGUGUGCCUUCCCGAUGCCUUAGGCCUCGGCCUGGCACAUAGCACGUCAGUUUCCUGCAGUGUCCGCCCUGCCCUGCCGAGUCCGGCACACAAGGGGUUAGCCGCGAGGAAUGCAGGAGUGUGGAAUGUGCAUGCAGAUGAGACGGAUGCUAAUCUCAUGCUAAUGAGCCUGUGGCUGGGAACAGGCCGAGGUUAUUGGCUUCCCCGGAUCCUCAUCCAGACGGCUCCUUGCUGCUGAAGUCGGAGCCGCCAGGGUCCCCUGACCGGAGCGCAGCCUUCCCCCCGCCCCACCCGGACAUGCUGGCUCGUGGAGCGGAGGACUUCCUGCCUGCUGGGCGGCUCGGUGCCCUGCUGUAGGGGCCGCGUCUCCGCUGCUGAGCCCCGGCUGCUCCUCUCCAGCCUCUUUCUGUACCUAUGGAGGAGUUUGCAGGGGCUGAUCAUGCCUAGGAAGGGGAAUGGGCAGCUGCCUUUACCGGAUGGCUGGGAGGAGGCGAGAGACUACGACGGGAAGGUGUUUUACAUCGACCACAACACCAGGCAGACCAGCUGGAUCGACCCCCGGGACAGGUUGACAAAGCCGCUGUCGUUUGCAGACUGUGUUGGUAAUGAGCUUCCAUGGGGAUGGGAAUCUUGCUAUGAUCCACAGAUUGGAGUUUACUAUGUUAAUCAUAUUAAUCAAACCACACAGAUAGAAGAUCCACGUAAAUUAUGGCGGAACGAACAGGAGCGGAUGCUGAAGGACUACCUAAUGGUGGCCCAAGAUGCUCUAAGCACUCAGAAGGAGCUCUACCAUGUGAAGGAACAGAGGUUGGCACUUGCCCUGGAUGAAUAUGUGAGACUCAAUGAUGCCUAUAAAGAGAAAUCUAGCUCACGUACUAGCUUAUUUUCAGGUUCAUCCUCAAGUACCAAGUAUGACCCCGAUAUUCUUAAAGCAGAAAUCUCCACCACGAAAGUCAGGGUAAAAAAACUGAAGCGGGAGCUGUCCCAAAUGAAGCAGGAGCUCCUGUAUAAGGAGCAGGGUUUCCAGACACUGCAGCGUAUUGACCAAAAAAUGUCAGGAGGGCAGAGUGGUUAUGAGCUUCAAGAAGCAAAGGACAUCCUCUCCGAACUAAAAAGCAUAAGAAAGGCAAUCAGCAGUGGGGAGAAGGAGAAGCAGGAUCUCAUGCAGAGCCUCGCAAAACUGAAGGAACGAUUUCAUCUGGAAGAAGGCAGAGGAAUAUCAGAGCCGGAUCUUACAUCUGGCCUCACCAACUCCCACUUGUCUCUGUCCAGACAGAUGCUGGACGCCGGCUCACAGACUGAUAUUUCUGGGGAUAUUGGAAUGAGGAGCCGAGCAAAUCUGGCAGAAAAGGUCAGGCUGAGCCUACAAUACGAGGAGGCUAAAAGAAGUAUGGCUAACCUAAAGAUAGAACUAUCCAAGUUGGACAGCGAGGCCUGGCCAGGAGCACUGGACAUAGAGAAAGAGAAACUUCUGCUAAUUAAUGAGAAAGAGGAACUUUUAAAAGAACUUCAAUUUGUAACUACCCGAAAACGCACUCAGGACGAGAUGGAAAGACUGGAAGCAGAAAGGAGGCGUCUAGAAGAGGACCUCUUGUCCGUCAAAAGCACUCCCAGCCAAGCACUUGCCGAAAGGUUAAAGGUUCAAGAGAAAAAGAAGGAACUGGUGAAAAAGCUGGAAGAAACCACAAAACUAGCCACUUAUUUGCAUUCGGAACUGAAAAGCCUGUCUGCCAGCACAUUAUCUGUUUCAUCAGGAAGCAGUCUUGGCUCCUUAGCAUCCAGUCGUGGGUCCUUGAACACUUCUAGUCGUGGAUCUCUCAAUUCUUUGAGCUCUACAGACCUGUAUUACAGUCAAGGAGACAGUCCAUCUGACCUGGACUAUCAGUACAAGCUGGACUUCUUGCUGCAAGAGAAAAGUGGUUACAUUCCAGCCGGGCCUAUCACUACCAUUCAUGAGAAUGAGGUAGUGCAUUCCCAUGGCAGGCCAGAGUAUACCAACCUGCCCACUGCACAAGAGGACUCCCAAGAAACCAAACCUCCGAAGUCUGUGACAUCACUCUCUUCCCUGUCCUCCCUGUCAUCAUUGUCCCCACCAGGCUCUCCUCCAGUGCUGGAAGGAGCUUUCUCUUUGUCUACUCAGGAUACCAUUGGUACAGAUUUUGAGAGUUUUGACUUUCCUGGAAUAUUCUCAGAAAUGAGCAUCAGUGAAAAUCAGCAUUUAUUGGACUCUUGUCUAGAGCAAUCUCCAGCCUUCUCUGAGGAGAAAGGCAUAAAGCAUGAGACAAAUGCACCGUUGCCAGCAGAAAGCACAGAUACUGACUUUACAAGAAAGUCUGCAGGUGACAUCCAAGAAGGGAAGACCGCUUGUGUUUCUGCUGCAGUUUCGGACGAGUCAGUUGCGGGAGACAGCGGUGUAUAUGAAGCAUGCAUAAAGCCGCCAUGUGAAGAUUAUCCAGUGAUUGGGGCAGCUGAAGUGCAGCUAACGCUAAGAUAUGAUCCAGGAAAUUCCAGUUUUGUGAUAAUUAUCGGUGAGAUGAAGAACCAUCUAUUUCGAGUCCAGUAUGGCUCCAGAGUCUAUAUCCGGGUUGCCAUUCUCCCAUCUUCAAAUGACAUCAGCUGUCUCUUUAGGACCAAAGUAUACCUUGCUACAGAGUCUAUAGUGUUUAAUGAGCUAUUCCGAGUGUCCAUUUCACAAAGUGUUAUGCAGCAGAAGAAUCUAAGAGUGGACAUGUGUUUGGCUGGAAGAACCCAUCAAGAGGAAUGCUUGGCUGGCAUCCAGAUCAAUCUGGCAGACCUGUCAUUCAUAAAUGAAGUAUAUACUCUGUGGCACACGUUAAUGCCCUGCAGAGCCAUUCAUCAUCCAAAAGAGACUACGGAAAAGUCGGUGUUGGACAAGACACGGCCUGCAGCUUUGGAUUUGGAUGCUGUGUCAGCGUUGCUAGAGAGGACAUCCGCUGAGUUGGAAGCAGUGGAACAAGAAUUGGCCCAGGAAGAAGCCAGUGAGGGCGAUCAGGAGCAGAUGUGUCCUGUAGAGGAAUGGGUAGAAAUACCAGCAGAGGAGUCAUUUGAUGGCCUGGAUGAACAUUGCACCACUGAACUUUUGGAUGACUAUUACUCGCCACCACUGCAGUUGAAUGUUGACCCAGAAGAGGAGCACAGAGAACCCUAUGAAGAAACAAAUAGCUGGGAUCCCACCUCCACUGUUCCUCCUGCUGCCGAGCUUCCAACCCUGGUCGACAAAGAAACAAAUACAGAAGAAGCCAUUCAUGAAAAUAUUUCAGUCCGGCCCAAGGACAGAAGUAACCUUGGAUCAAGACAGCGACCGUUUGUGCGAAACAGCAUGAUCGUCCGGUCUCAAACGUUCUCUCCAGGAGAGAAGAACCAGUACAUAUGUAGGCUCAAUCGAAGUGACAGUGACAGCUCCACCCUUGCUAAAAAGUCACCUUUUAUAAGGAAUGCAACUGAACGACGCAGUUUGAGAGUAAAGAGGCCUAUGUGUCAGACAGUGACGAGAAGAGUCAUGCAUGAAUGUCGUGAACGGACAUCUCUGGACUUGGAGCUGGAUCUCCAAGCAUCACGGACAAGACAGAGACGACUCAAUGACGAAUUGCAGUUACUGAGAGACCUGAGGCAGAGGUUAGAGGAGAUGAAAUCCAGGGGAGAGACUGAAUUGCCGCCUUGUGUUCUAGAUGAUGAUCGCUUCCAGAAGCUUCUGAAACAAGCAGAAAAGCAGGCUGAACAAUCAAAAGAAGAACAAAAGCAAGGAUUCUGCGCUGAAAAAUUAAUGAGAAAAGCCUCUAAGGACGUAUGUAGGCUACGGGAACAGAGCCAGAAGGUGCCUCUUCAAGUACAGACAUUCAGGGAGAAGAUUGCUUACUUCACCAGAGCCAAGAUCAGUAUCCCAUCUCUCUCCGCUGACGAUGUAUAGUUUAUAUUUUUAUUUCACAGCUGUAGUUUUCCGAUUGGCCAUCUUUUUAGAUGAACGUUUUUGUAGUAUAGCUCUUGCUUUUAUGGCUAAAGUAAAACUGAAUAUUUUUUUACAUUACCCGUAGUUUGUAAAAUAUCUCAUGCUGUAUCUUGAAUUAAGGACUAGAAGAAAAAAAAAAAGCACCAAAUGAGAAAGAGACAAAAAAUGAAGAAACCAAAGUAGACUAAUCUGGUACACUGAUGGUAAUUUUGUACAGUUUGUAUCAUCCACUUAUUCCUACAGUUUUGUAAAGGAGGAGCAAGGAAACGGUGAUUGCACUGUGCUCAGAUUUAUUUUUUUGUUCAAUAGACUGAUGUGCAUGUUUUCAUGUAAGCUGACUGUGAAAAUGGCUGCUAAGCCAUACAUUUGACUUUUGCACCAUAGACUUUUUGGGAGUCGAUUUUAAAUUUCCAAACCUCCAAGGCUGCCUCAUGAACCAGGUGCUUCUGUAUCCCCUAGUUGUGCCAUUGCUAUUGUUGGUAUUCACUCUGAAGAAAAAGUUGACGCAUAUUCAUUUCUACACCAGGUCAGGGUAAUAGCAACGGAGAAUAAAGUUACUUUUUUUUUUUUUUUUUUUUACAAAACUACACCGCUAGCUGAAUUUUGUAGAUGUUCUUAAAUUGAGUAGCUGCCCAUAUACCUCUGCACUUAUUUCCUUGAUUAAUCUCCUUACAUCCAUGAGUAGGCAACUGUCAGUAUGAUAGGUUUAUCAAUACUGUAUAGAAUGGCGAUAAAAUCGGACUAUGCUUGUAGUAAGUAUGGACUGCACUAUUAGGAAGGUCACACACAUGAUUAAAGCUGGAUGAAAAUUGGUCAGCUAGUAAUUACCCCCAGUCAUCCUAAUAGCAUGCUCAUAGCUGCCCUGUACCUACUUCUCCAUCAUCCUUUGGGGAAGCGCAGUAGCUGUAUGCCUUGUGCACCUUGUCAGUAUAAACAUUUGUAAUCAUUUACUUUCAGGUGUUGAAACGUAUGUCAUAAGUUAUUUCUAAGAAGGUAUUACACAGCCAUUAGCGGCCAUGGGGAGCACUACCAGAUUACUGCUAAGUACCAGGCUGGACCUUUGACCUGAAGCAAUGGCAAGUCCAGGUGGUGUAUUGAUUGUGAGUGCUAGCUGAGGUCCCCAACACAUGCGUGUAAAGCACUAUUAAAAUGCAUCCAUGAAAUUACAUCUGGAGCUAAUGCUAGUUUAUACAAUUCAAGUCGUGACUGUGCAGACAACAUUCUAAUCUGGGGCAUGCUGAACUGGACACCUACAAACAAGCAUUGGACUAUGGUAGUAUGAUUAGCAUAUACAUCAGAAUUAACUCCUUGUCAAGGAUAUAGCACAAGUCCCAGGGCCACCAUAAGGGCAGUAUUGGCAGUACUGCAUUCAGGUGCCCUUGUCAGCCUCAUUAGUAUUCACUGCUCUGAAGCAUACAAUAAAUAUGAGUUACCGUACAUACAAGCAUUUACUAAAUAAAUUAGUUAUUUUAUAGGUCUCUUUCGGGAAUUGAACCUCAGACCUUCUAAAUGGCAUGUUUACCUUCCAACAAUGGUAAUAGAGAAGCCGGAAGUUCAUUUUUUCUGCCAUAACUUUUACUAAAGAAAUAAUUUUAUAGGUCUCCGUUAGGAAUUGAACCCUAGACCUUCUGCACACUGCACAUUCUUCUGUUACAGAGAGACAAUUUUUUGUGCCUAGAAAGAUACUAAAUAGUAUUACUGUUUUCUUCAUAGGUAUAACCCUUAACCCCAUAAUACUAUAUCACAUACAUGCAUAUCAUAAGCAUUAAGAGGUUGUAUAUAGCAGGCUCACGCACUGAGCUCGCUCCAUAUAUGGCAGGGGCCAGCUGAUCCCAGUCAUUCAACCCCUCAGGUGUUGCUGUCAAUAGAAACCUGCGGGGUUAGACUGGGGACUAAGGAGACUAAAAAUGAGUUCAUUUUUUAAAGUAAAAAAAAAAUGUUGAAAAAAUUUAACACACCCUCCCACUUUCCCAAUUGUACAUAUAAAAAUAAACAAAAAAUAAAUAUAACAGGCAUGUCCAUGUCCAAAAUAUUAAAAUAGCAAAAUAUUUUUUCUACAUGGAGAACGCUUUUUUCCUGUUUUUCAGUACAUGAUAUAUGGUAAAUUAAAUAGUGCCAUUAAAAAAAAUCAACUUGUCCCCCAAAAAUAAGUCCUCAAGCCGUGAAAUAAAGUCUUAUGGUUUAGUAGCUUUUUAGUCACAGAAAAUCCUAUCCUUAUAAUAAUAAUAAUAAUGUGGUUCUCUAGUGUAGUGGUAAAUUGGGUGCCUGCUGUGUAGAAGUUUAAGGAGUUCAACUCCUGACAGAGACCUUUAGUAAAGUACAAGUUACAUUUCUCUGCAAAGUUAAUGUUUCUAAAAAAAAAAAAUAAUAAUAAUAAUAAUAAAUGCAAUACUUACUAUUAAAUAUCACAAACAUUAUCUCAAUUUAUCUGGUAUCCCUGUGAUCAGAAUGACCCGCACAUUCUAGUGAACACAUUAUUUAUGGUGAUCGGUGAAUAGCGUGAAUAAAAAUGGUGCAAAUUAAAUUUUUUCCCCUUCAUUUAACCUGUAAUAAAAGUUGAUAGAAAUUGAAAUCUUAUGUGUACGGCAGAAUGGCCUGAUGCAAUAAAAAAUCUUUAUGGCUAUGAAUGUGAGAAGGGAUGGUGGAGGGAAUUCCCAUACAGCUUGCCUGUAUGGGACCCUGAAAUUACUCCUGACAGGUCCACACAAAGAUUAGUCCUAUUGUCAUUCAAUGGAAAUAAUUUCCAGCUUUUCCAUGCGGGGUCUCUGCCCAAAUCCUUAUCAAAUCCUGAAUAUGUGAACAUACCCUAAUACGGUAAGUCCUUUGAUGCUAAUGUAGGGUAUAUGUGGCUUCUAAGACAUUGCUGCCGUGUCCUGACAUACAGUAUCCUCCAAACACAGAACUAUGUAUAAACCUAGUCUAACUAUGAUACAUAUUGACCCCCAUUCAAUUGAUAGGCUUUAGUGCUUACAUCUUUAAUAAAUUAUAUUUCUGUAUAUCCAGCUGUAAAAAAAUAAAUAAAAAUUUGAAAUAGAUGGACUGAGAGUAGCCAUUUCUUAUGUCCCAAAUGUGGUACCCUGCAUCAUACCAUGAUGCUAUAAUAUACUAGUAUAUACCACUUGUGCCAGUUCCCAUGCAGAUAGACUAUAUACAAACCUGUAUGAGGUUUAUAACCUGGAAGAAAAUGUUUUAUACAAGGGUUAAAGUAAAUUAGGGCCAGCAUUGGGUAUAGCACCGACAAUUUUUGUUAUUACUGGAACAAACCCAUAGGUAUAAGUCCCAAUGGCUCAAAUAUGAAAGUGCCUAUUCAGAGAUUCUUCCUUAAAUCCAAUCCUCUUAGUUCAGUUUUUGUUUUGCUUACCCAAAUCUAAUCUCUUUAUAAAAGUGGAUGAGCUUAUAUCAGUACAGCAUAUAGCUAUAAUGUAUAUCAUAGCAGUAUAAUAAUUACAUCUGUAGGGUAAAUCUAUGCCCUUGUAAAUAAAUUUAUAUUUGCCCACAUAUUACUUGCUUGGAGAACAACAGGGCAUCAAUUAGAUGGAUUUAUGAUUCAAUGGUAAAACUAAUUAUUAUUAUUAUUAUUAUUAUUAUUAUUAUGGUUGCAACAUCCAGCACAAUGAGUUCAUGGCCAAAAAAAGAGUGACUUGUGCUGUCACAACAUAGACUUAAUGUUUGAGGCAGUUAUCACACGGCCACCUCCAUGUUUUAUCAUCAGGGGCAAGAAUGGUUCCCUGCCAUUGUUGCCAAACAUAAAGCUACUGGUCAGUUUGACUAUUGUAUCAGAACGCUUGAUUUUUUGGGUAACUUCCCCAAUCAUGGUCACCAUUUACUUGUCUGAUCAUAUAUUCAGGUCACUUAAGAUGAGUGAUAUUGGCUCAAGAUGCACUCUGUAUAAAUAUUUAGGAUCAUGUAAAAUGUUGCUCUCGGUUGUAUAUUGGCAGGUAAUUUGAGGGGUGUUGAGUAUGUUUAUUUAAAGCAAUAAAAAUAAGAACUUUUUUGAACUUGUCUACAGUAUAUAUACAACGUAAUGUGUAGCAUGCCUUCACAUAGAGAUUAGCCUUUGUUUUCUUGAGAAUACAGCAGAUAAAAUUGAAACCUCCUAUGUACAUAUAUAAAAGGGAGUUCUUUGGGAGCAGGGAUGAAAAAAAUAAUAAGUUCUCACUAGUUCAGAGCAUUUUGGGUUUGGUGCUGGCCAACUUUUCUGCUUCAGGUCCAGUUGGACCGAAAGUGUGGCCACAUCACAGCUGCCUGACAAAUUAAUAGCCUUAGUGGUGAAGUGUGCAGGUAAUGUACAUGAACGCUUCCACCACUGAGGCCAUUAAUUGGCUAGCAUUGGUGAUGGCACAUCACACUUCUGGUCCAGUGGAGACCGGAAGCGGAGGAGAAGGGAACUCUGCACUGAAACCAGAGGGCCGGUGACACGUGUUUUGUUUUUGUUUUCUUUAAUGUUGAAACCCUGCCCUCUACCUGACAAUAUCAAAAGGGGUUCCUGGUCUCAGGGAACCCCUUUAAAACUUGCCCUCUUAGACAUUGAGCCGGUAGUACAAUACCCUUAGUACUAGUCGCCUUAUUUUUGGCACCUGUCCUUCCAGCUUAUACAUUGACCAGGUACCAUCCUGUUACUUUUGGUUCGUGCUAUGGAUUGUUCCUGUAACUACUUGUGACCACUAUUGCCUUUUACACAUAUAGACAGAGUGGAGACAGAUAGAGGAAGUCAUCGACAACUGAGGAGAAAGAGGCCAUCAGAGUAACUAUAAAAGAUUAGAUUUCAGUGACAAACCCUAUAGCACACUGUUGAAUCCAUAGUUUGAAGGAUGUCUGCGAUUUUGUACUUUGCUUUUGGUCAAUAAUCUGCUGGGCUUGGUUCAUAUCCAUUUUUUUUUUUUUGUUCAUCUAUUCCUUUUUAAUGCUGAUCUAGUAUCUGCAGUACCAUUCUACUGGUAUCAGCGCCUACACGUUAGUAGAGAUACUCCCUAAGCUUUUCUGUCCUAUAAGUAGCAGACCUGGCUGUGUUACUCUCCUUAGAACCUGGGCUUUUGGUCCAUAUCUGUAGAACAGUUGGCAAAUUUUCCAAACAUCUUGGUCAGUGUUAACAUGUUUCUAUAGUAAGGGGUUGAAUGAGAAUAGAAAAGAGGAUCUGCUUUUUUUUUGAAUACAGCACGACUCCUAUUCAGACCCUGUUCCUAGUAUUGCGAAUUGUAGUGAACAGAAACAACCAAUUGGUGAGAGAGGUGCGGUAUCUAGGGAAAAAGCAGUCUAAUCUCACACAACCCCUUUAAGGAUGUAAGGCAGUAUGUUAAUGUAUAGUGAUGUCAGCGCCCCUUUACUCUGCUCACCUGCCAUUCUGUAAUCGUGAUUCAUUCCUCUGUACAAAUGUGAUGUGUGAACAGCACACUCAUUAAAAGUAGGGCUAGCCUACCACAAGGAAAUAGUGCAAAUAAUUGCAAGUGUCUGUUUCAAGACAAUCAAGUAUUAUUGUGAAGAAAAAGCAUUAAAUUGCAGUGUGCUGAUACACUGUGGAAUACUGCUACACCGAGGUUAAGUAACCUGCUGCUCCAAACCUGGGGAGCUCCUGGUUACCUGGCCAUGCUCUAUACCAGUGGUCUGCAAACUGUGCCGUUCCAGCCAUGUCCUGCAGACCACAGCUCUAUACUCUACCUGCGUGUAAGACUACUAGAGAUCACAUGUGUAAGGUCAAAGACUUGGGGAGAAUGUAAAUAUGAAGUAAUUUAACCCCCACGCGUCCAAGGGUACAGCAGUGAUGGGGGCUGACUUAUCCUUGGUCUCUGUAGGGGAUAAUAUUAAGGUUUAAUGAAGGUUGCCUAUUUUUGUUCUUUUGUCAGCUUAAUUUUGUAAAAUGUAGACUGAUGUGUAGAGCUGUUUGUGUCUUUUUAAUGAUUUACUCUCCACUUAUUUAUUUACUGUCUUAUUUAUGUAAUGUUUUCAUAUAGUUCAGUUCUGGCCAUUUUUAACGUUGGUCAUAUAGAAAGCUAACUCCAUCCUGUACAGCGUCUUCUACAUUUACAGCGGUCACUCGCUUAUGUAUCAAGUAUUUUACAUGGAGGUUUCAGAUGGGCCAGUAAGCGCAACCAAGAUCUUUUCUGAGCAGAUCCUGUUUUCAUCAUAUCAGACUUGCUAUCCUGCAGCCUGAACUGAGCCACACAUGAUGCAAUUUAUUUUGUGCACAAUCCCUUUUAUCAGGUUAGCAGAUUACAAGAGCAGUGAUAAUUGUACCUUAAAAUGAUCAUUUCCCACCUAAUUGAAUUAGCAAUAUCUGCCAAAAUGAAUUGAGACAGAACUUCUGGUCACAAAGUACCUCCAGAGGCCACAAAAUAACUCCUUGAAUAAUGUCACAAAUAAAUCUGGAUUGUAAAAUGGAUAAAAAGGAUUCGAAGAACAUGGCUGCUUUUUUAGGUCUGUCUGUACCUUGUAUUGCAGUUGAUCCUCAUUCACUUCAGCAACCAUGUUUUUCUAAUCUCAUACAGCCGUGUCUCACCCAAUAAAGGGUCAAAUGCAUCCAGAUCUGAAGUCUUAAGAUAAUGGACUUUUGCCUUUGUAGUUAAUCUAAUAUUUGCAUCGGCAAUGUUUUCUAGUGCAUUGUGUGACUGGCUGGUUCAAGACUUUAAUCAGGGAACAUUAGGGUUUUUUGGAAACAUGCUGUUCACUUCUACAUAAUAUAUUGAUUACUAAAUCACUCAUUUAUAUGUAUAGACACAAACUUGGAGAGAAAUGAAGUAGACCAAGGACAGAAGAUUACCUCAUUACUAGCUGGCACCUACAUUGAAUAAUAAUUUCAUACACAACUAGAUCUUUGCUACACCUUUCAUAUGUGCAUGAUGUGUAAGAAGCCUGUGCUAGUCAGGAGUUUUGAUGAAAUGUUAAUGUGGAUGACUUUGACCACGUUUGGUGACUUAACAUUCUCAGAGUACCAUUGGAAGCUUAGGGCGAGUAGGAUUCAAAGGAACCAAAAAGUAGCUUUACUCUAGUACUGCAAAACCCAGCAAAGCGUUUCCAUGAGAAAUACAUAAUUCAUAAGUCAAAGGGGUUAAUAACAGAUUAGAGGGCAAUGAAGUGUAAACUGUUCUGAUAUGCCCCUGUGGUCAACUAUGCAUCCACACAUCCAAAUAAUGAACUUUUUAGUUGGGCAUUGGGGGCAUGCAUGAUCAAUUUUAUAUGGCUCUAGAUUAAAACUAUGGGAGUGUAAUGACAGUAUCUUCCUAAUAAGAAGGUGUGGUAUUUAUUGCCAGUUUAGUCACUGAUGUACUGGACCGACCUUGCAUUCAAUAAGAAAAUAUUAGCAACAUUUUCACCAGCUUUAAUAGAGAUCAGAAUCACUGUCACUUAAGCUUUCUGUAUAUUUCUAGACCCAUAUGCCAUUUAGUGCCUUGUAGACUAACAGAGGCAAGCACUGGCCCCAUAAGUGUUAUAGACCUGUAAGUGUCGUCAUGCCCUGUUAACCAGUAGGUGGCAGCACCAGUCUUAUAGCCUCACUUUGUGUUGAGAACCAUAUGUUGCCUUGCUCAGAUUCGGAGGAUGUAUAAACUUUUCACUAAUAUCAAAGGCUAUUUAGUAUUUUACUGUACCUAAUCUAUCUUCACGUAUCUAUAUCAAAUUCCUUGUAUUACAGCCACAUAUCAGAAAAAUAUUCUAUUUUUAGACAAAUGAGCAAUUUAUUAUCAUCCUGGUGAAAUCAAAUAUAAGCUGUUGUAUCCUCCUUAAUUGUUGUGAAUGUGAAAUGCUCAGAACUGAACUAAAGAUGUAAUCAGGUUAAAUUCUGAAUGUUUUUAUGUCUUUCAUUGUGUUCUUGUCAGUAAUACUAUGGAAAUGCUACCAUCACAUAGAUUAAUGUUGUUUCUGCACUUUCCAUGUGUCUCAAUGAUUUGAACAAUACAUUUUUUUUUU